This is a messenger RNA of Carya illinoinensis, 501 nucleotides long. RefSeq lists its product as uncharacterized. The coding region runs from base 24 to 380 and encodes 118 amino acids. Lineage: Eukaryota; Viridiplantae; Streptophyta; Magnoliopsida; Fagales; Juglandaceae. The record is from RefSeq and is a predicted model, not a curated record. The transcript is spliced from 2 exons.
UUGAAGUGGUAAAACAGUUACUAAUGGAGGUAGAUCCAAAAUUUUCGUUUGGUGCUGGUGAGAACCCACUUUACUUGGCUGUCGAGAGACGCUUUCCAAAUUUGGUGUCAGAAAUUUUAAUCAAAUUUAAGUCACCAGCUUAUGAUGGCCCCUUUGGUAGAACGGCUUUGCAUUCAGAAUUUUGGGAUGAUGAAGGAAUUAACAAAAACAUUUUGGGAAGAUACGGAUGCGAUCAAUGUAAACAAGCAGACCAAAAUGGUGUUAGAGAAUAUUCAGAUUCAUUACCAUCAUCAAAUGGAGGAUUAAAUGGAGAUGAUGGAGGCUUAAUUAGUGGCUCGAGUGAAGGCCAACUACAAAUAUGGAAAAACAAACCAAGAUGACAAAGUGUCAACUGUCCUGCUACAAAUUGUCAACUGUCCUGCUUUAUUUCUUUCCUUGAUACUAGCUUGUAUACUUUCCUUUCAAUGUAAUUAGCUUGUAUACUUUCCUUUUUUGAAUGUA